AUGGCGGUGGAGGUGGAGGAGGUGGCAGAAGAAGUGGUGGCGGGAGUGCUGGCGGGAGUGGUAGCGUCGGUAGCGGCGGCGGAGGCGGUGGCGGCGGAGGGGGUGGCGGCGGCGGUGGCGGCGGCGGCGGCGGCUGGGGCGGCGUUGGCGACGGCGGUGGCGGUCGGGGUGGAGGCACUGGCACUGCGUGGGGCGUCUGGGAGUAGUGGUCGCUGCCCGUAUGUCAUUCGCACAGGUGACCGCAAGGGUCAGACAUGCGGGAAGUUUCACACCCAGCACCGCUGCUUCUCCCGCCUUGACGAUGCCUGGCGUGAGGAGAUGGGCGAGGAGAUGGAGCGCCCUCGCUGGCAUGAGCUGCUUAGGGCUGUGCUGAUGGUGAGUGUUACUUGUGUGUGCCGCCCGACCCAGGCAUAG
This is a messenger RNA of Closterium sp. Yama58-4, 414 nucleotides long. NCBI's taxonomy places the organism in Eukaryota, Viridiplantae, Streptophyta, Zygnematophyceae, Desmidiales, Closteriaceae. The record is from the annotation of a GenBank genome assembly.